AUGGCGGGGGCCGGCGGAGCGGAGGGCCCGCCCGCCUCUCGGGAGCUUCUGGCUGUGGGGCGCCGCGGAGGGCUGGAAGAAACUUUGUUGAUUAGUUCAAAAUGUAGCAGCAAGAAGGCCACAACUUUACAGACAGUUAGGAUGCCGAGGAGUAAUGUUUUGGACCGAGUACAGAGCUUUUUACCACAGAUGGCCCAUGCAAAUGAUGAGCUAAGAAGAAAAAUGGUAACAGCACCAGCUCAUCAGUUUGAUAUUGAAAAUCUAGACAGUGCAACAGAAAAAGUUAUAGAAAUGAAUGUGGCUGUAGUUGAACUGAGUGAUUCUGAUACAGAUGAAGAGAUACUAACUUCAGAAGAUGAUUCGGAAUCUGAAGAUGACUGUAUAACUGAUGAAGUGACAACCGACAACAUUAAGUUUCCUAAGCAAAAGGGAGAAAAGGGCAAAAUAGAAAUUUUGGACAGCAAAGUGAAUGAGUAAAUCCAUUUUAUUUUACUUUAAAAAAAAAAUCAAACCCAAAUUGUGUUUUCUUACUUUGAAGUCUUGGCCCUUAAACUACCUUGUUUCCCAAUAUAGCAUCCCUCAGGAUCAUGUGAAAUGCUAUAGUUUACAUGGUGACAUGGUGGAGAAUUCAGGAUCCACUGAUGACUGAGACAGGCUGGAUUUCUGAGGAAUUAUGUAUGGUUUUAUUCAUCAAACAGCAUGGAAAUGAUCUUCAUCGUAGGUUAGACUAAGAAAGCAGCUGGAAUUUGGGGCACUUGAACUAGUUAAGUUAAAAUUCUUGUUCUCUUGCUUUGUUGAAGAAAGAUUUUUGUAGUGUGCUACGAGAAAUUUUUGCUUGAAGGGCAGUAAAGAGUUAACUAGGAAAAAAGCUUUGUUUUUUAUGUUCCCUGUCCUGUGAAGUGUUAUGUAUGAUGUCUUCGAUAUUAAACGUUAUCUUAAAGUACA
Molecule: messenger RNA, 945 nt
Organism: Gavia stellata (red-throated loon)
Lineage: Eukaryota; Metazoa; Chordata; Aves; Gaviiformes; Gaviidae
Gene: NOPCHAP1
Product: NOP protein chaperone 1
Exons: 4
Coding region: 1-477 (158 amino acids)
Biological process (GO): box C/D snoRNP assembly
Molecular function (GO): box C/D methylation guide snoRNP complex binding
Source: RefSeq, a predicted model, not a curated record